Molecule: messenger RNA, 2149 nt
Organism: Gossypium raimondii (Peruvian cotton)
Lineage: Eukaryota; Viridiplantae; Streptophyta; Magnoliopsida; Malvales; Malvaceae
Product: beta-galactosidase 16
Exons: 18
Coding region: 1-2091 (696 amino acids)
Biological process (GO): carbohydrate metabolic process
Cellular component (GO): vacuole; cell wall
Molecular function (GO): beta-galactosidase activity
Source: RefSeq, a predicted model, not a curated record
AUGUUGGGGUUCAUUACUUUUAUUGUUUUAGCUACUGCUGGUUUUGGCAACAGUUAUGGUUAUAGCAAACCUGUAACAUUCGAUGGAAGAUCCUUGAUGAUCGACGGCCAACAUUUGCUUCUUUUCUCCGGUUCUAUUCACUAUCCUCGUAGCACUCCUCAGAUGUGGCCAUCACUUAUAUCCAAAGCAAAACUAGGAGGGAUAGAUGUGAUUCAAACUUAUGUCUUUUGGAACCUCCACGAACCCCAACAAGGACAGUACGAUUUUAGUGGAAGCCGUGAUAUAGUAAGGUUCAUAAGAGAAGUUCAAGCUCAUGGCUUAUAUGUUUGCCUUAGAAUUGGACCUUUCAUUGAAAGUGAAUGGACUUACGGGGGACUGCCAUUUUGGUUGCACGAUGUCCCUGGGAUUGUUUUUCGAUCCGAUAAUGGACCAUUCAAGUUUCAUAUGCAAAAAUGGGUGAGAAAAGUGGUAAACAUGAUGAAAUCAGAGAAACUAUAUGCUUCACAAGGAGGGCCAAUCAUAUUAUCACAGAUAGAGAAUGAGUAUCAAAGGAUAGAAUCAGCUUUCAAUGGGAAAGGAUCACGUUAUGUUCAGUGGGCUGCAGGCUUGGCUGUGGGACUUCAAACAGGGGUGCCCUGGAUAAUGUGCAGCCAGCAAGACGCUCCUGACCCUGUGAUAAACACAUGCAAUGGCUUUGAGUGUGGAGUAAAUUUCGAAGGCCCCAACUCUCCCAAUAAGCCAUCCUUGUGGACUGAAAACUGGACAAGUUUCGUGCAAAGGUAUGGUGAGGAGCCGUUCAUAAGGUCUGCCGCAGAUAUUGCUUUCCAUGUUGCAUUGUUCGUUGCCAAAAAUGGAACUUAUGUAAAUUACUAUAUGUAUCAUGGAGGAACCAAUUUUGGAAGAACAGCUGCUGCAAAUGUAAUUACAAGUUACUACGAUCAAGCCCCUCUUGAUGAAUAUGGUUUAAUUAGGCAACCUUUAUGGGGUCACCUUAAGGAAUUGCAUGCUGCAAUAAAAUUAUGCAAAGUUCCUCUCCUUGCUGGAUCUUAUGAAACUUCCUCUUUGGGUCAUCUUCAAAUUGCUUAUGUAUUCAAAGGAAAAUCAGGGAAAUGUGCUGCAUUUCUGGUGAACAAUGACAAUACCUCAAAUGCUAGAGUUCGUUUCCAGAAUAUUUCAUUCGAGUUGCCUUCAAUGUCGAUAAGCAUCCUUCCCGACUGCAAGAACGUAGCCUUUAAUACUGCGAAAGUAAGCACACAGUACAAUACAAGGUCAAGGACAGUGAAAUACAAGUUUGAUUCAAUGGAGAGAUGGGAAGAGUUCAAUGAGCCUAUCCCGAUCUUUUCGAAUACUUUGUUGAAAGCUAAUGCAUUGUUAGAUCAUAUGAGUACCACGAAAGAUACAUCGGAUUACCUUUGGUACACUGUCAGCUUUCAACAUGAAUCCGAUGCUGAAGCCGAACUUUCUGUAGUAUCCAACGCUCAUGUUGUACAUGCAUUCGUCAACGGAGCAUACAAAGGAUACGCACACGGCGGGAAACACAACUCUGCAUUGGAGAAUCCUAUUGAGUUGAAAAAUGGAACAAAUCACAUCACCUUACUUAGUGUAAUGGUUGGAUUUCCGAAUUCGGGAGCAUAUCUUGAACGUAAAACUGCAGGCAUACGAAGUGUUAGGAUUCAAAACAGAUACCUCAAUAACUAUCAAUGGGGAUAUCAGAUUGGGUUAUUAGGAGAAAAUUUAAGCAUAUUUACUGAUAAUGGAAGGAAUAAAGUUGAAUGGAGUAGGUUCCAAGGCAGACAUAGUCGGCUAAUUUGGUAUAAGACUGUGUUUGAUGCACCUGGUGGAAAUGAUCCACUAGCAUUGAACCUUGGCUCAAUGGGAAAGGGUGAAGUGUGGGUGAAUGGCAAAAGCAUUGGACGAUAUUGGGUCUCAAUUCAUACACCACAACAAAGACCUUCACAAACAUGGUACAAUAUACCUCGAUCUUUCUUGAAACCUGAAGAAAACCAGUUAGUUUUAGUGGAAGAAGAAUAUGGGGAUCCUCUGGGGAUCACAUUGGACAGUGUUUCAAUUACAAAAGAUGCUAAAUAUUAGUAGUGCUUUUUUUUAUGUAUUCAUAUGUAUGUAUGUUGAGACUACAAGUGUAUGCAUG